CAGACACCGGCCUCCCUCCCCGCCCGGGGAGGCAGGGCGGAGGCGGGGAAGCCCCGCGCCACGCCGGCGCUCGCAGGCCGCGCCCGGGGGCGGUGCGGGGCGGUGCGGGGCGGUAGGUUCUCCCCACGCAGCCCUCCACGCCGGGCUCCCACCUGCCCGGCGCCAUGGGCGAGCCCAGCCGGCAGGACAUCGCCGCCAUCUUCAAGCGUCUCCGCUCCGUCCCCACCAACAAGGUGUGCUUUGACUGUGGAGCAAAGAACCCUAGCUGGGCAAGCAUAACAUAUGGAGUUUUCCUCUGUAUUGAUUGUUCAGGGACCCAUCGAUCUCUUGGUGUCCAUUUGAGUUUCAUUCGAUCUACAGAACUGGAUUCCAACUGGUCUUGGUUCCAGCUGAGAUGCAUGCAAGUUGGAGGGAAUGCGAAUGCUUCUGCUUUUUUCCAUCAACAUGGAUGCACAACAAAUGAUACCAAUGCAAAGUAUAACAGUCGUGGUGCUCAGCUUUAUAAGGAGAAGAUUAAAUCUCUUGCAACACAGGCAACAAGAAAACAUGGGACUGAUCUGUGGACAGAUGGAUGUGGAAUGCCACCUGUGUCACCUCAAAAGAAAGAGGAAGAUUUCUUUGCAUCCCAUGUUUCUCCCAAGGCAAAGAACACAGAGUGGGUGUUAUCAGAGCCAGAACCAGUUUCCCUACAGCAGAAAGCUUCAGAAAAUAUUCCAGAGUGCUAUGAAGGACCAGAACAUGGACCGAGUGUUGAUUGCCUUAGUACAUCACCAAAAGCUGCAUUAGAGAACACCACCUUCAUAAAAAAGAAGCCAAAUCAAGCUAAGAAGGGGCUUGGUGCCAAAAAAGGUGGUUUGGGAGCACAAAAAGUGAGCAUCCAAAGCUUUAAUGAGAUUCAAAAACAAGCACAAGCUGUAGAUAAAAUGAAGGAACAAGACAAUCUUCAUAGCAGUAAGAAAACUGAGAAGGAAGAGCCGCUCUGUAUGUUUUGUCCUAGCGUAUCCUCUUUACGGCUGGCCUACAGAGAUCUUGAUAUUAAAAUGAAAGAAGAGAAGUUAAAUCUAUCUGGUAAGAAGAAAGAUGAGUUGGAGAGACUUGGCAUAGGAUUUGGGAGCAGCAGAAGUGGCAUUUCUCACUCAGUCACCUCAGAUAUGCAAACAAUAGAGCAGGAAACACCUGCAGUUGCAAAGCCGAAGAAGAAGUAUACUGAUGAUCUGGAAGACUCAUACUUCUCUUCAAGGUACUAUGAUUCUUCAGAUUUGAGGAGCAGCACUUUCUCUAAAUGGGAUGACAAUUCAGAUUCUUUCUGGAAGAAAGAAAAUAAUAGUAGAGAUACUGAUCUAAUGUUAACUUCAAAAAGUACAGGAUUUUCAGACAGGCCUGCAUCUCGUCGUAAGCCUGAUUAUGAACCACCUUUAAACACAGAUGAAGCCCAAAAAAAAUUUGGCAAUGUAAAAGCCAUUUCAUCAGACAUGUUCUUUGGGAGGCAAGAUCAGGCUGAUUAUGAAGCAAGGGCUCGACUAGAAAGACUUUCUGGGAGCUCUUCUAUAAGUUCAGCUGACCUAUUUGAAGAUCAGAGAAGACAAUCAACAGGAAGCUACAACAUUACAAAUGUCUUGCCUUCAGCUCCCGAUAUAGCUCAGUUUAAACAAGGAGUGAAAUCAGUGGCUGGAAAACUUUCUGUACUUGCUAAUGGGGUCAUGACAUCUAUACAGGAUCGAUAUGGUUCAUAACAUCUUUUGUAUCGACAUAAUUAAGUACACUAAAGAAGGAUUUCUCUUCAGAUACACAAGUAAUCACGCUGCUGAUUCAAAAUGAAGGUUGCCUUAAGACUGUUGAUGUUUUCACUUGUUCCAGCAUAUUCCCUUGUGCAGCUUUCUGGCUCAGCCUCCUCUGCCUGCCAUUUCAUCUUUACAGAGCAGAAAUCUUGUUACAUUGCGUAUGUUGUUUUAUUCCCCUUCCUUUACAGUCUUGUAUUUCUUAGUGACCUUAAUGUUAGAUGUUGGAAGCUUUAUUUUAUUACUGGUUUUGGCUGUGAGGCAGGAAAGAGAAAGUGUACGUUGGAAAUGAGGUUUUCUAACAGAAACCUCAGUGCAGCUGCAUCCCUUACUCACUAGACUUAACUUGUCUUGACUGUCUUACCAGCUCUGGAGAAGAAAAUGUAAAUGAAGCAUAUGCUGAGGUGGUAUUUAGUGGACUGUAGCAAAAUACAGAAUUAAGUUAAACCCGCACUUAUCAGAAAGUAGAAGCUCUUGCAGUCAUAAAUUGAUGUGCAUUAAAAUGAUGGGGCAUUAGUGUUUUAAAACAAUAUUCCUGCUAGAAAAUUGUAUGCUUAGAUGUGAGGUAUGGAGAAUUCAAGACACGUGGUUUAUUGAAUAUACUGGAUUUCAUCUUCUGAUGGGAACCAUCUAUUUAUUCCUAGUUUUGAGAGUUACAAAAAAUUGCAAUAUAGAACCCUUAAGUGCUUUUUAAAAAUCUGCAUUGUGUACAAAUUGAAAAAAAAUAUAUAAAAGGCCUAAUAGAGUAGUUAAUGAAAUACUUGUUAAAAAUUGUUAAAACAAUCUUAGUUUUUUAAAUUAUGAAAUAUUGAAUUAGGAAAUAGUGGGGCUGUGUUUUAGACAGUCUAGAAUUUAUUACUGAUGACAUUCUAUAUAAAAAAUUAUUAUGACUUAAAGAAAAAAAACCUCACAACCAAGAUUGAGCUCAAGGUAAUUCUGUUCUCUAACUUUGUUUCUUAAUUCAAAUUUGUAACCUGCUGAUACCUAAUAAAAACAAUUGAUACAAA
Apus apus (common swift) is the source of this 2785-nucleotide messenger RNA. RefSeq names its product ADP ribosylation factor GTPase activating protein 3 (gene ARFGAP3). Gene Ontology annotation, biological process: COPI coating of Golgi vesicle. Lineage: Eukaryota; Metazoa; Chordata; Aves; Apodiformes; Apodidae. The transcript is spliced from 16 exons. Gene Ontology annotation, molecular function: GTPase activator activity. Bases 165 to 1733 code for a protein of 522 amino acids. The record is from RefSeq and is a predicted model, not a curated record.